GUUUUGGGCGCUGCCGAGUCCGACCCAGACCUCUUCACCAACGACCCCUUCCCGAGCUCUCAGCUUCGCGGCGCGGACUACCUGGAUGCGGACGAAGGUGAGACAGGUCGGAGCAACAAGUGGCUGAAGGACAUCAACACAAGGACCAAAAACCACUUCAAGAAGCUGCUGGCGCCGCUUCAGACACCCAUCGUGCAGGAGUACCAGGUGGUUGGCGUCCUCGACACGUACGUGAACUACACGAUGGAGCUGGUGGCCAAUGCUACCGGCCACAGCGUGAUUUGGAACCGAACCUCGGGUCGAUUUCUCUCCGAGCCCCGAGGCCUUCGGCCUAGCAGGCAGGAACUCCCUCCAAGGGCCAGGUACAUCAACAUGAUCUUGAUGUAUCUGAACAAGGAGAUGGAGGCCGUCUGGAACUACAUCACCAUGGUCGACCGGAAGCGCUGGGGUGUUGGAAACGUUAUCACCUCCUCCCCCUACGGGCCUCAUGGUGAGCAUCCAGAACGCUGGCGUGCAAACGGCUCCUUCCCGCUCCCUGCUGCUGCGCCCAACAACACGAUCCUCCUGCAGAGUCAGAAGACGAUCAACCUGGUGCUGAAGCUGAAGCCGGAAAUCGAGAAGUACGACAACAAGUAUGCUCAGCAGCUGCAGGCAGACUACGAGACUCUGGUUGACAACAUCAAUGAUGCAAGUCAGAAAAUCAGC
Molecule: messenger RNA, 705 nt
Organism: Symbiodinium sp. CCMP2456
Lineage: Eukaryota; Dinophyceae; Suessiales; Symbiodiniaceae
Source: the annotation of a GenBank genome assembly